Molecule: messenger RNA, 4001 nt
Organism: Mugil cephalus (flathead mullet)
Lineage: Eukaryota; Metazoa; Chordata; Actinopteri; Mugiliformes; Mugilidae
Gene: retreg2
Product: reticulophagy regulator family member 2
Exons: 9
Coding region: 74-1870 (598 amino acids)
Source: RefSeq, a predicted model, not a curated record
AAAGUCCACCAUACUUGACGCUGAUCCAUAUACCCCCGUGAUCUCCAAAACAACACAACAAAGUGGGGGAAACAUGGCUAGCGGAGAGGAGGCCAGUAGACGCCCCUCGGCUACCUCCUCCUCGGUCGGCCUGGAGUCUCUGUUCCCCGCCGGGUCUUCGGAGCAGGUGUGCGGGGACGGGAACCCGGAGCUCGUCCGCCUGCGGGAGCGUCUUCAGGCUUGGCUGUGGCAGUAUGAGCCCCUGCUGCUGUGGGUGCAGAGGCUGCUGGUCUGGGAGAGGCCGCUGUACAGCAUCUCUGUCGCCCUGACACUCAACACAUUAUUCUGGCUCCUGUCCUCCACCUCCCUGCGGCCUCUGUUCCUGUUGAGCGUGUCCCUGCUGGGACUCAUGCUCCUGGAGAGGUGGAAGCCCAAGUUGCCCAUCAUUACUGUCCAACACGCAGAGGCUCGGCCCGUGCAGAGCGAAACGAUGAGCGGCGAGCAGCGUCUGCUCAGCAUCCCCGAGCUCAGCCACCACCUGGCCGAGAGCUACCUGACCUACUGCCUGUACCUGCAGGAGAUGCUGCAGUACAAGCGGCAGAACCACGGCAAGUUCUGUGUGAUGAUGUGCUGUGGUUGUUUUGUACUUGCCGUGGUUGGACAUUACGUACCGGGAAUCAUGAUCUCCUAUAUAAUUGUGCUGAGCGUGCUGCUGUGGCCGCUGGUGGUGUACCACGAACUGAUCCAGCGCAUGUACACGGGCCUGGAGCCGAUCCUGAUGAAACUGGACUACAGCAUGAAAGGGGACACCGAGCACCGCAAGCACGACAAGAGGAAGGUGAAGAAGGAGGUGGAGGAAGGGGACGAGCCCAGAGCGGAGACGGAGAGCGAGAGCGAGGAGGAGCUGUCCUGCUUCGCUCCGACGGUGGAUGUGAAGACUACAGCUCUGGCCAUGGCCAUCACAGACUCGGAGCUGUCGGACGAAGAGGCGUCCAUACUGGAGAGCGGAGGCUUCUCGGUGUCCAGAGCCACCACUCCUCAGCUCACCGACGUCUCUGAAGACUUGGAUCAGCAGAGUUUCCACAGCGACCCGGACGAGGCCUACCUGCGGGAUCUCCCGGAGUUCCCCUCGGUCGAGGAGUUCCCGUCCAUCGAGCACAGCCUCUUCCCGUUCCCCGUGCGAGGCCACAACCAGGGGGACGGGGCCCAGGCGCAGGGCGCCCAGUCGGAGGGCGAGCCGCUGAGCCCCGCCAGCCUCCUCAUCCAGCACCUGGCGUCCCCCCUCCACUUCGUGAACACUCAUUUCAACGGACACGGGCGACCGCCUGGGGCAGGGGGGGCGGCGGCGGCGGUGCCGCCGCUGCUGCUCCCCGACCCGGACGCGCGGGAGGAGGCGGAGGGGAGGCAGGAGGGGGACGGGAAGGAGGCGGCGGCGGCGGCGGCGGUCGCCCAGGGCGCCCAGCGCUCCCUGGAGGCUUUGAGCGAGGAGAUAGUGAGCACGGCCAUAUCCACCGUGGUGCAGAACACUCUCUCGGCCCUGCUGCGGUCCAGCGAAGCGGGCGAGGACCCCUCCCUGGCUGAGUUCCUCCCCACCGAAACCCCACCGGGCGCCCUGGAGACGCCCGCCCCGCCCGCCGACACCUCCGCUAACACUACUACUACUACACCGGGGGCGCUGGGAUGCGACGAAGACGACGCGGUCGCGGCGGGAAGCGGCGCCGGCGACGACACACUAGUUCCGACCGAGGAAGAGGACUUUGAGCUUUUGGACCAAAGUGAACUGGAGCAAUUGGACGAGGGUCUGGACCUCAGCUCUGACAGACAGGCGGCGGGAGGAGCUCCAGCCACACCUCCACCUCCUCCUCCUCCUCAUCAUCAACCACAGUCAUAGCCGCCCCGUGGACUCCCCUGGUCCCCAACUUCAACUGUUUUUAUUUUUUACCUUAAAACUACAUUAUAUUCAUACAUACCGCUAUAUAAAUAUAAAUAUAUAUAUAUAUCUACGUUAGUUAUACGAGAGUGGCGUUUAAUACUGUCGGUUGGUGAAAGCGAGGCAGAUGGUUGAGACACAUUUAGCCGUUAAAGGCUCACGUUACAGAGCUCUGUUCAGUCUUCAGUGAGAGCAGGUUCAGAGCAGGUUGACAUGAUAAUAAUCCUCAGACAAACCUGUUUAAACACAAUAAUGAUGCCUUGAUGUUGGCUGAUCGCCUGAACCUUUCGCUCGGAGGUUUAUCUAGAUGGUGUCAUGAAGAGCGGAGACGUCGGAUUAUAUAUUAUCUAUUAAUAUAUUCUAUAAAUUAUUUAAUUUAAUGGUCAGUUGAUUAUUAAUUAAGCUGAGGGGCAGUUUGAAAGUACAUUUUUUUUUAUCCCUAUAAGUCACCCGGAAUGAUUGUAAGCGUUUUAUCGAUGACACUGGUCAGGUUGAAAUUUUAGUUGCAUAUUCCCAGAGUUGGACAAGCGAACCGACACCGAUUCCCCUCUUUGUUCUUGGGGGGAAAGAAGAAGAAGAAGAAGAAAAGCAUUCGGUCAUUGGUGGGUUUUCACUUGUUGCCUGAAAAUGGAAUCUUUGACAUCACUGGAUGUUGACAGCUAGCAGAUCUUCACCCGCAAGUGACUUUCGUUUGGCAAGAAAAACAAAAAAAAAUAAGUUCCACUCUGCGAUGGACGCCUCGUUUUUUUUUUUUUUUUGAAUUUUUUUUGAUUUGUGAGUAGAAUUUAAUUUCAUAACAUCCAUAUGUGAUUGUGGGAUGCACUGAUUGCGUAAUUCUCGCCCAUACUUAAAACACCAAUCUAACCAUUCUCAGUUAUUAUCUAUUUAUUUUGUCGUUAUUUGCGUUAUUCCCCUUCAAAAAAACAAAAAAAAUCAAAAAAACAAAAAAAAGCCACUUGGUUCGAAAUACACCGUCCACAACUGCCACCCUCGUGUCACUGUGUUUCAGGUCAACAGCACCCUGGCAACGCAAAUAUUGUCCCGCGCUGAUAAAUCGGUGCAUCCCCGCUAUCUGCGCGCGUGCAGUCAUCGCUGGGGCGCGCGUAUUUACCGAGCGACCUCCUCUGUGCCACGACAGGUUCAUGCAUGCCACGCGUCACGCACGUAUUCCGGCUCACUCUUCCGUUUCCGCAAAGCUGGUGGGGGAGGGAGGGGGUGGGGGUAAUAUUUUCACGUCCGGUUCGGGGGCGAAACCGCUCGGAUCUGGCAACCGCGCUCGACCGUAUGGGAAAAAAUUCAAAAAAAUUCAAAAAAACACAAAAAUAAAAUUCACUUUUGUAAACCACUCGGCAUCCGAAUCUCAGGGGUGGGUUGUACAAAGUGAAACGUAACACCGCGGAAAUUACCUGUCUGUUUCCCCCGACUUGUCGUAGUGCACUGUAUUUGUACUAACCUUUCUUUUUUUUCUUUUUUUGUUUCUUUUUCCAGUCAAUGCCUCCUUGUGUAUAGUGUAGAAAUGCAAAAAGAAGUGUAUAUUCUGCAUGUAAAAACAGCACUCUGUUCAAGUUCUCCUUGUCUGCCGACAAAGUACUGCACAAUUUGUGAGAGGCAAAAAAAAAAAACAAACAAAAAAAACAAAAAAAAUCUGUUUGUUUCAGGUUAAACGAGACCAUCGUGUUCAGUUUGUGUGAUAUUUUAUUACCGAGGUGGGUAGUAAAAGUUUCGACGUGUCCUUAACUGUAAACGGUGGCGAGCGAGAACAUCAGAUUUAGAGAACGGCAUUAACAGACUAGUUUGUGUAUGGUAUUUGUGUUUUAUGCUUAAAAUACUGCUUCUUGAACUAUAAAAAAAAAGGCACUUAUCCAACUGUACAAUUUUAAGAAAAAAAAAAGGAAUAUAUUUUCUAAUUUCUCCUUUUUCCAUAAAGUACUCAGUUUGAUCUUUUACGUCUUAAAAACUAUAACUGCUACAGAUGAUUUUUCACCACGCCGGGCGAGACUUUAAAACUGUCAUUAAAACUGGUGGGAAUAAAAAAAAAAAACUGCGACUUCACUUGUGAAAGUAAAAGAAUAAAAGAACAAACUGAAACGGA